AUAAUUGAGGUAUAUGGCAUAACGCAUUAAUUUAAUUCGCUAUAUCUAUCUUUUCCCCCUUUACCUGCAACCACUGUUCAUUCUGACGCCAUUGCAUACCUACUUUUGAGGUCUUUGCAACAAAAGAAAGCUAGCUGCAAAUGGAAUUUUGCCCAGACUGUUCAAUGUUACUGCAAUAUGAGUUGCCUCAUAUGGAACGUCCAGCCAGAUUCUUUUGCCCUUCGUGCCCUUUCGUUUGUAACAUAGAGAGCCGGCUUAAGCUGAAGAAAAAGCAACCUUUAGUAAAGAAACAAAUGGAUCCAGUGAUUUCGACAGAUGACAUGGAGAAUGCAUCAACAGCCGAAGUGCCGUGUCCAGCGUGUGGUUACAGGGAAGCAGCAUAUUAUCAAGUGCAAAUAAGGUCAGCAGAUGAGCCCAUGACUACUUUCUACAAAUGCAAGAAUAAGAUGUGUGGCAACAAUUGGCGAGAAGACUAAAAUAGUUUGGGAAAACUGUAUCCUUCUAUAGUUUGCUGGGAUAAUUUCUCGAUUUGUGCGUAUCAUCCUUCGUGCAAGGGCCAUGCUAAUCUUCUCUGCACCAUUCCAAUUUUGUCGGAUGUACUAAAUUAGCUUGUAUUGUAGAUUACAGGAAUUUUUGUUCUAACUUUAGUAAUCUGGCUCUGAUUCUCAUUGUACUAAAUUCAGUUUGAGACAGUCCAAUGUGCUUGAGAAGAGGCUUUUAAAGUAUCUACUAUUCAAUGCAGUUUAAAUUGCAGUAUG
Molecule: messenger RNA, 758 nt
Organism: Nicotiana tabacum (common tobacco)
Lineage: Eukaryota; Viridiplantae; Streptophyta; Magnoliopsida; Solanales; Solanaceae
Biological process (GO): termination of RNA polymerase III transcription; DNA-templated transcription
Cellular component (GO): RNA polymerase III complex
Molecular function (GO): zinc ion binding; nucleic acid binding
Source: RefSeq, a predicted model, not a curated record